AUGGAUCAACAAGCAUCUGCCAGUGUAGAUAUCAACAAGAAGCAGAGCAAAUCGUUCACAGCACCAACACCUCAGAACACGCCCAUUAACCCUGCACCCAUCACAUCCGAAUAUCGUCCAAGCAUAUCUAGUAUCUCAGAAGAAAAUAAUCAAGGAGCUUUGGCCACCAUGCUCCAAGGUAGACUCGGCUCUCUUGCAAGUAAUCCACUCCCUGCCAGUGUUCAACGUCGUAUCCAUGGUCUUCAGUAUCUGCAAUCACAGCAUGCCGAGCUAGAGGGCAAGUUUCAGGAAGAAAUCUUGGCAUUGGAGAAAAAGUAUUUGGCAUUGUACACCCCGCUUUACACCAAGCGCGCUCAAGUCAUUGCUGGUGCUUAUGAACCUACCGAGGAAGAAGUUGAAGCUGGCAAGAAAGUUGACGAGGAACAAGAUGAAGACAAUGAGCAACAAAAGCAAAAGCAACCUGCAGCAUCUUCCAGUGACAACAAAGAGGACAAAGACGAUGAUGAACAUGUGGAUGGUAUCCCCGAGUUUUGGUUGACUGCAUUGAAGAAUCACCCACAAAUUUCGGAGAGCAUCACUGAUCAAGAUGAGCAAGCACUUAAGCAUUUGGUGGAUGUUCGGCUAUCGUACAUGGAUAAGCCCGGUUUCAAGCUUGAGUUUGAGUUUGCCGACAACGAUUACUUUACCGACAAGGUGUUGACCAAGACUUACUAUUACCAAGAUCACGCUUAUGGUGGCGACUUUGUCUAUGAUCAUGCAGAAGGUUGCAACAUUCACUGGAAGGAGAAUAAGGAUCUCACUGUCAAGGUUGAAACCAAAAAGCAACGCCAUAAGGGUACCAACAAGACACGUGUUGUCAAGCGCACAGUCCCUGCCGAUACGUUCUUCAGCUUCUUUAGCCCGCCAAGCUUCCCUGGUGAUGAUGAGGAAUUGGAUGAGGAAGAGGCUGAAGGCCUGGAUGCCAAGCUCGAGGUGGAUUAUGAGACUGGCGAGGAAUUCAAGGACAAGAUCAUCCCUCAUGCUGUGGAUUACUUCACCGGCAAAGCUUUAGAAUAUGAAGGAUUUGAGUCUGAGGAUGAAGAAGACUUCUUUGAAGAGGAGGAGGAUGACGAUGACGACGAUCUCGAUGACGAUGAUGAUGACGAUGACGAUGACGACACGCCUGCAAAGAAUGAGAACGCACCCGAGUGCAAACAAUCGUAA
Messenger RNA from Lichtheimia ornata, 1203 nucleotides. RefSeq lists its product as uncharacterized. Bases 1 to 1203 code for a protein of 400 amino acids. Gene Ontology annotation, molecular function: chromatin binding; histone binding. The record is from RefSeq and is a predicted model, not a curated record. Gene Ontology annotation, biological process: nucleosome assembly. The transcript is spliced from 5 exons. NCBI's taxonomy places the organism in Eukaryota, Fungi, Mucoromycota, Mucoromycetes, Mucorales, Lichtheimiaceae. Gene Ontology annotation, cellular component: nucleus; chromatin.